GCCUCGGGUACAUCCAAGAUGUCCAACCCAGUAAAGCAACAGCACGAGGGACAACAGCCUAAUAAGGACGAGCAUGGCAUGGAAGAGUGGAAGAAGCGUGCACCGUACAGAGUUCACGACGACAAUGACAAUUUCGAACACAUCUACGAAGCAAGCUGUCACUGCGGGGCUGUCAAGUAUGAGCUGAACAGAGAAGUGCCUUUGGAUUCCAAGCUCUGCCAUUGCACAACCUGUCAAACUCAACACGCAGCACCCUUUCAAUGGGCUGCAAUCUUUCACAAGGAGGACAUCAAUUUCAAGCAUGGACACCAUGAUCUGGAGUGGUAUGAUCCCACCACCAAGUCGAAGGAACACCAAUUGCCUUGCAAGGUGAGAUGCAAGCAUUGUUACAGCCCGAUUAUGGACGAAGGAAGAAACAUGAUCUUAUUGUUUCCAAGCUUGAUUAAGUUCAAGUCCGAGAAGGAGAAGCAGAAGUUCAGACCGAGCAUGCAUAUGUUCUACACGCAGCGCGUCAUGGACAUUCCCGAUGGUCUGCCCAAGUGGAGUGGGCUCAACAAGACUUCAGACCUCGUAGAGGAUAGUCCUCCGGAGGCAAUUCAGGAGCUGGAGCGGGAGCGGGCACAGCAGCAGCAGGAGGAGCGUGCGAAUGGUGGUGCCAAGAAGGAUGAGAAGAAGAAGUGAAAGCGUAAGCUGACGCAGGUCUCGCGAGAAGUGAAAAGAUGGCGACGGUAAAUUGAGCAUUUUUUGCAGGAAGCGAUCGGACAAGCGAGAUAGAUCGUCAGUUCCAACGUGACCAAGCGCGCUG
Molecule: messenger RNA, 805 nt
Organism: Sphaerulina musiva SO2202
Lineage: Eukaryota; Fungi; Ascomycota; Dothideomycetes; Mycosphaerellales; Mycosphaerellaceae
Exons: 2
Coding region: 19-681 (220 amino acids)
Molecular function (GO): carbon-sulfur lyase activity
Source: RefSeq, a predicted model, not a curated record